AUGGACAAGGACCCUAGGAGAGGAAGUGAAUACGGCAGAUAUGACUAUGCAAAUGAAAGAAGAACUUCACAAGUAAAUGCUAACUUUUCCAUGUCUGACUUGCAUCGUGUGAACAUGCCCGAUCAUAUUUCAAACUUCAAAUCAGUGGUUUCUGCUGAUAAAACAUGCGCUGCCUUUCAAUUAGCUACACCGCCUAUAUCUAAUGUGUCCACGCCAGUGAAAGAAGACUCUUCUAUGAACUUCGGCCAUGAAAUCAAUUACUAUGGACUGUGGUUACAAAGUGCUAAUGUCAAGGUUACGACUUUGUGCAUUAGCUGGUACAUGUUUUCAAUAAUAUCAAGUAACUCUAGCAAGAUCAUAUUAUCCGAUUUCAAGCAUCCCGUUACCCUUACACAAGCUCAGUUUAUAUUAAAUUUCGUCUUCUGUGUCGCGUUUUAUUUAUUAAUUUCAUUCAAACGAAACCUUGCCCAACAUCUUCCUGUUGGUAUGACACCUAACAUGCAAGAAGUCAAGUCUGUUGUGGCAUUCCUAUCACCGAAACCUAGUUUCAUCUUGAGCAUAAUUCCAAUGGGAUUGUUUCAGUUUUCAGGCCAUAUAUUAUCCCAUACAGCGUUUUCCUUGGUGCCAGUUUCGACGGUCCACACAGUGAAGGCACUUUCCCCCAUAAUAACUGUUUUGAUAUACAGAUUGUUUUUUAAAGUGCAUUACAAGAGGUCAACAUAUAUUUCUCUAAUUCCUUUAAGUUUGGGGAUUAUGUUGACAUGUUAUAAACCUCAUCAGGGAGCACUUUAUUCUAAUGGCCUACUUCUAGCAUUUCUUUCGAUGUUGAUCUUCGUUACCCAAAAUAUAUACGCCAAAAGAAAAGUAACACAAGAAGUACCUGGCUUUUUGCCUACCUCUAAUAAAAGGCAUAACAACAAUCCGGACAAGUUAACGAUCCUAUUAUUUUGUUCAAUAGUUGGAUUUGUUAGUACCUUACCAUUCUACAUCGUUCUAGAAUUUCGAAAUGAUACGUUAUCUUUGAAGAGCAUUACUCCGAAACUAUUUGCAUUGAUAAUCCUCAACGGAUUUUCCCAUUUUUCACAAUCACUACUUGCAUUCCAUAUUUUAGGACUCGUUGAUCCUGUGAGCUACUCAAUUGCUAAUUUAAUGAAAAGAAUUUCGGUCAUUUUCAUUGCCUUCCUUUGGGAGAGUAAUCAUUUCUCUGUCCAUCAGUCUUGUGGUCUCAUGGUUACAUUCUGUGGGCUUUAUUGUUAUCAUAAAUGGGGAUCAAAGCAUCAAUGA
Priceomyces carsonii is the source of this 1284-nucleotide messenger RNA. RefSeq names its product Sly41p (gene SLY41). Bases 1 to 1284 code for a protein of 427 amino acids. Gene Ontology annotation, cellular component: Golgi apparatus; endoplasmic reticulum. The record is from RefSeq and is a predicted model, not a curated record. Gene Ontology annotation, molecular function: antiporter activity; phosphoenolpyruvate transmembrane transporter activity. Lineage: Eukaryota; Fungi; Ascomycota; Pichiomycetes; Serinales; Debaryomycetaceae. Gene Ontology annotation, biological process: phosphoenolpyruvate transmembrane import into Golgi lumen. The transcript has a single exon.